This is a messenger RNA of Symbiodinium sp. CCMP2456, 756 nucleotides long. NCBI's taxonomy places the organism in Eukaryota, Dinophyceae, Suessiales, Symbiodiniaceae. The record is from the annotation of a GenBank genome assembly.
AUGGAGAAGCCGCGGCCGCAGUGCCUUUUCCCGCACUUGGAGCAGAGGGCCCAGCCGGAGCCGCAGGAGCAACGAGCGGGAGGGCGAUCCCGACUGAGCCGGUCGCAGCCGUCACUCAGGCCUGCACAGUCCGUCCUCUCGGCAGUGAGCACAAGCUUCGUACCGUCCCUCCCUCCAGGGCAGCUCAAGCUCACGGCGGAAGAGUCGACAGCAGACAAACCGGUCGAGGAGGCCAGGGCGAAGAGCAAAGUGAAAAAGUCGCAGUCCCAGGUCAGCGAGGCCCUUCAGCCACCUUCCUUCAGCCGACGCAGACCUACGCCUGGCGAAACUGCUGUCGCCUUCCUUCCGUAUGCUGCCAGUGAGGUUUCGUCACUGCAGAGCGGCUGGAGGCAAGACUACUGGACGGAGCCUAGUCCGCUCUUUACGCAGGGCCUGCUGUCCCAGGACGUCAGAUACGCAACAGAAUGUUCGCCGUGCAAGUGUGUUAUCAAGGAGGCAGCACUUCCGCCCUCUGGAGACAGGCAAAACGCACAGGAAUUGCAACAGCAGCAGCGCCUUCGAUGGCUGGACUCCCUGAUCAAGCAGGAAGAGGAGGGCCUCCCUUUCCAGCGACACUCCAUGUCCAAGGUGAACGCCCGUGUCUUUCCCGAGAAGUUGCUCAACCAACACCCCUGGUCACACAAGUGGCUCCCAGGCCGAGACUGCGCUCAAUUGCAGCCGCUUGUGAAGGCAACGGAGCGAGCCGCUGCCGCGUGA